ACGAGAAAUCUUCAGAAGCGUAUAAAAGAUAGAUUUAUGCGUCUGGGAAGUCUGGUUGUAACCAAAGAUUAAAUAUCUGUUUAGAGCCGCUAGAUCCACACUUCCGAACGAACUUAGCUUGCGACUAGAACGUGACGCGAAUUAAACGUGAAUCCGCGAAAACAAGUUUUUAGCGAUUGUUAGAAAUUAUAAGAUACUUUGUUGUUGUGAAUGCUUGGUUGAGUGAACAGUUACUUCUUUUCCUGCAUCUGUAUCUGAGCAACAUGAAAUCAUCUGUGAUAUUGUUUUGCUGUUUAGUGAUAUGCUCCUUAGGGCAGAGCGGAUAUUGUCGCGCAAGGAAGCAAACGCGUACUUCGACUGAAGAUCCAAUCGAGGAGAUAAAAAGGGACAUUGCUCACCCCCUGGUUGAAGGCUUUUCACCUCGAGGGUUACGCGUCUCAAUUCCUGACCAUCCAGGAAUCGAGCUAUUUGCUUUCCAUGGAAAGAUAAACGCAAGGCUAAGACCUUUGGAGGCUGGAACUAUGUCCAAGGAUAUCUUGAGUUCGAAGAAUGGACGAUGGUCAUUUGAAGAUAAAUCAGCACAAUUGCGAGUAGGGGAUGUUGUGAAUUAUUGGAUAUUUGUACAAGUCAACGGGGUAGGACAUCGUGUUGAUAAUCUAUCGUCAAUUAUAACAGAACUCCCUCAAGCAGACAGGAAGGAUGACAAUUUCCCUUCAGUUUCUAAUGUCCAUCCACUAGCGCAGCCAGCAUUGUAUAAUGAACCUGAAGCAGAAAUAGCCGCAGGACCAGUCAGGAAUUGUCCAACCCCAGCAGUAACCACUACAACGACCACCACAACUCCUGCUCCCCCCAUCUGCGAACAAUGUGUCUGCACCGAAGAUCAAAUGGAGUUCUUAAAUGCCCAAUUAAAUUUCACUAAAACACAAUUAAGUGCUGCAAACACCAAGCUCGGCCCUAUUCAGAGGGAACUAAGUAGUCUCAAGGAGUUUGUGUCCGAAAUGAUGGAGGAUAUGAACCUCGGAACCAAGUUAUUACUUGUGGGACAACAACCACCGCAAGGAAAUGCAUUGGAAGCUGUUCGAAAUUUGAUUACCGAUAAAUUGGAGUUGUUCGACUUAGAGGAGAAAAUCUAUAAUGCACAGAAAACAGACACCGGGAUUGCCUUUGAGAUGACAACGCCAAUUGAUAAGAAAAGGAUACUCGUGAGAGCAAACAAAAAACUGCAGUCUAGUAACUAUAGAAUUGUUGAUCCACAAAGUCGUGAUACGAUAGUUAACGGAGCUUAUAUGUUGGAUGAAAGAGUAGGACUGAAUUGAUAAUUAGAAAUUGGACACUCAAUCUAAUUUAGAAUUAGUUUAGUAGACUCAGCUCUAAGUAUUAAGUGCUAGAUUUAGAUACAUAUUAUGAUAGAAUAAAGGAUACUGAAACUUC
Molecule: messenger RNA, 1431 nt
Organism: Hermetia illucens (black soldier fly)
Lineage: Eukaryota; Metazoa; Arthropoda; Insecta; Diptera; Stratiomyidae
Product: beta-1,3-glucan-binding protein-like
Exons: 2
Coding region: 264-1316 (350 amino acids)
Molecular function (GO): carbohydrate binding
Source: RefSeq, a predicted model, not a curated record